GAGAUUCCUAUUCAGAAGAGAAUUGACGAUGGACCGACAGAAACUGCUGGAUUUGGCGGGGUUUGCCGCUGUCGGCUGCACCGCCUAUUUUUCGGGGGCGGCAUGGUACAUCAACCUGGUACAUGUACCAACACUCUUCAGAACGGUCCACGAUACCAAAACACUGUUGAACGAAUGGAGAUUGUGUUACACACUCUCUAGGAAGUACCAGGGAAAACUGGCGAUCCUGGGUUCCACCUCCGCGGCCGCUGUGUGGUACUUCAGUAACGCGAGUGACCACCGGUGGUUGUGGCUCGCUGGUGGUCUUACCUUUAUAUCUGUGUGGCCUUGGACAUUACUGGUCAUGAUACCGGACAUUAACCGACUACUGGAUGAGAGCGUCCUGGAAAGAAAAGGUGAAACUUGGGUGAGAGAAAAAAUUCAGGUGUGGAAUAAACGCCACGCCGUCAGAAGCGUUGUGUCCAGUUUGGCCUUUGAUUUGUUAGUGGCUGCUAUCUAUCUGAACAGGAUGACGUAAAGAGGAAGUGCAUCUCCGACCGAAAGACAAUGCGGAGACCAGAAAAUGAUUUCCGUAAGAGGAUCCACUAGGAGGGAAAUGGAGUAGUGAAAUUUCUAGAGGUCCUGUGAAAUUUUUAUUAAAUAUCGUCAGUUCCUUUUCUGAUUAGCGAGUUUUGUCAUUUCAGAGGCUGUAACCCAUAUUUAGCGUCAGGAUGUAGUGUUUAGUGUAAAAUGUUUUAUUGGGUAAUAAGAUUAGAUGUUUGCCUUCUGUAAGUUCUGUUUUCAUUCUGUACGAUUUGUGUAACCACACGUUCUAAAAUUGAUCUUCGUAAU
Molecule: messenger RNA, 831 nt
Organism: Saccostrea echinata
Lineage: Eukaryota; Metazoa; Mollusca; Bivalvia; Ostreida; Ostreidae
Exons: 3
Coding region: 29-517 (162 amino acids)
Source: RefSeq, a predicted model, not a curated record